Molecule: messenger RNA, 4360 nt
Organism: Gavialis gangeticus (Gharial)
Lineage: Eukaryota; Metazoa; Chordata; Crocodylia; Gavialidae
Gene: SERBP1
Product: SERPINE1 mRNA binding protein 1
Exons: 11
Coding region: 96-1448 (450 amino acids)
Cellular component (GO): nucleus; cytoplasm
Molecular function (GO): mRNA 3'-UTR binding
Source: RefSeq, a predicted model, not a curated record
CGGGUCUCUUCAGGGUCGGCCAUCUUGUGCGGUCGCGAGCAGGGGGCUGGGGCCUGGGCAGCAUCGGAGGAGCAUCCCGCCGACAGGGGCCCAUCAUGCCCGGACACCUGCAGGAAGGGUUCGGCUGCGUCGUCACCAACCGCUUCGAUCAGCUCUUUGACGACGAGUCCGACCCCUUCGAGGUGCUGCAGGCGGCUGAGACCCGCCGGAAAGAGAGCGGCGGCGGCAGCCAGGGGGGCGGCGGCGGCGGCGGGGCCCGCAGCGAGCAGUUUCCAAAACUUCUAACUAUUGUCAGUGCUCAAAAUUUGCAUGGUCUUACGUACCUUUGCCAUGAAACCUCUAAAGGGCAUGGGGGUAGAGAGAGUGCUUGGUCACCAGGAGAUUUGGAAGAAAAAUCUAAAUGGUCAGUUCUGUAUUGGCUUGUGCUUUGUGAUAGAGUUACAAUUUCUUUUAAUGAGUUGCUUCAUCAACUUGCUGAUGCAGAUUGUUGUCCUACUAUUUUAGGGAUAAGACGAAUUGGCAGAAGGCCCGAUCAACAGCAGCAGCAGCCUCAGGGUGAAGGCAAACCCAUUGACAGGAGGCAGGAGAGACGACCUCCACGUGAGCGCCGAUUUGAUAAGCCUGCUGAUGAGAAGGGUGAAGGAGGAGAGUUUUCUGUGGAUAAACCCAUUCUUGACCGACCUAUGCGUGGUCGUGGUGGUCUAGGUGGAAGAGGACGUGGACGUGGUCGUGGCAUGGGCAGAGGAGAUGGAUUUGACUCUCGUGGCAAACGUGAAUUUGACAGGCAUAGUGGAAGUGAUAGAUCUGGCCUAAAGCAUGAGGACAAGCGUGGUGGCAGUGGAUCACACAACUGGGGAACCGUCAAAGAUGAGCUAACUGACCUGGAUCAGUCAAAUGUAACCGAGGAAACGCCAGAAGGAGAGGAACAUCCGCCUGCUGAUUCUGAGAAUAAAGAGAAUGAGGUUGAAGAGGUUAAGGAAGAAGGUCCUAAAGAAAUGACCCUGGAUGAAUGGAAAGCUAUUCAAAGUAAGGAUCGUGCAAAGGUUGAGUUCAACAUCCGUAAACCAAAUGAGGGUGCUGAUGGGCAAUGGAAAAAAGGAUUUGUUCUCCAUAAGUCAAAGAGUGAGGAGACAAAGGCGAUGACAGAAAUGCAGGGGAGUCUGCUGGAAUCGAAUGAGGCUCAUGCUGAAGACUCUGUAAUUGAUCAUCACUUCCGUAAACCAGCAAAUGAUAUCACAUCCCAGCUGGAGAUCAAUUUUGGAGACCUUGGUCGCCCCGGGCGUGGUGGCAGAGGUGGUAGAGGUGGCCGGGGACGUGGUGGAAGGUCCAAUCGUGGAAGCAGAACUGACAAGUUGGUUAAGGAGUUUGACGUGAUCCACGCACCCAGCCAGUCAAGUGCUUCUGCUCCUGAUGUAGAUGACCCAGAGGCUUUCCCAGCUUUGUCCUAAACCGGAUGUCAUAAGCCAACCCUGACCCAUCACUGGGCCCUCCUCUACGAGGCUUGCAUGCUUAAGGAUCCUAAACAACUAAGAAAUUUUAAAAAAGGGGACUGUCAUUCAUGCCAUUCACACCUAAAGACUGAAUUUUAUCUGUUUUGAAAAUGAACUUCUCUUGCUACACAGAAGCAACAAUAUGGUAGUCAGUUUUGUAUUUAGAAAUGUAAUGGUAGCAGGGAUGUUUUCAUAAUUUUUUCAGAGAUUAUGCAUUCUUCAUGGAUACUUUUUUGUAUUGCUGCUUGAAAAUAUGCGUUUCCAAACUUGAAAUAUAGGUGUGAACAGUGUGUACCAGUUAAGCUUUCACUUCAUUUGUGUUUUUUAAUUCAGGAUUUUAGACAUUUUCCCUGAUCUACAAACUGGUUUUUAAAUAUUGCACACUUUCUGUUUCCUUUAAUAUCUGCUUAGCAGAUUUUUAUCAGUCCAUGGUUACUUGGGAUAUGCAAACCUUAAUUUGGCAAAUUGUUAGUACUGUGUGGAAUACUAACGUCUGGUAUAUUUUAAUUUAGUUUUAAUACUUAAUUUCAAACUUGGAAAAAAGUCAUUUUUUCAUCUGUUUGGUAGUUUGUGUAUGCAAGACCCUUACUCAAAAUGGGUAUCAAAUACUUGAAAAAUAUUCCAAGCACAUUGGUUCAGUCAAGUAACUUUGUAUUGAUCCAGCAGUGAUGUGUGGAUAAUUGGCCUUAAACAAUUUUUAAAAUGAUAUAUCCCACCUUUCACUUUACCUUCUUUAGCUGUAUUUCCUCCCUUCAGCAGUUUUAGAUGUUUUGCUGGUAAAAGUUGGUCUUGAAUACUUAAUAUUCCUUAAGCAUCCUGGAGAUAGGAAUAACUUUUCCUGUUCCACAGGGUUGGGAAAGGGGAAUGGGCAGGGCAUAGAUUUCUAGUAGUCUACUUCUUUUACAUCUGGCAGUGCAGUGGAUUUUAUAAAUGCAUCAGUUUUUGGUGUAUUUGUAAUGCUAUUCCAUUAGCUGCAGUCCUUGUUCUGAAGAAACCAAAGGGCACUGCUUUGUUGGGAAAGAGAAAUAUUUGACUCAUGGAAGUCCUAAGAAAAAACUGCUUCAAAAGGUGACACCUGCAGUCUGCAUGGGGUAAUAACCAAAAACACGUGUUCUCCAUCUCAUUCUGGAUUUUUUGCUCUAGUAUUUCACCUUUUGGUCUCUGAUUGCUAGCUGACGAAUGAAUGUUUUUCAUGGUGCGAUUGUAAGAAGCUUCACUUACACCUGUAAAAUUUCUCAUAGGUUAACUUUAAACCCUGUGAACAGGAACGUUACCACUUCCAAAAACACACGGAGUUGAGAGAAUGACUAAUAAAAAUAAUUUCUUAGGGUUUAUUUUUUGGCUGCAGCAUAUUCUAGGAGACUAGAAGCAGGAUUCUCAUUUUAUUUAAUGUUACACUCUAAGCAGCUUAUUACACAUUUGUAGUUUCUUAACUAGGUAGAUAGAAAACAGAUGGUAAUGCCCUAUUUUUUUAAAGCUGUACAGGACAGGCAAAAAGUAUUGGAGACCUUUGAAUAUGAAAAUGGCAAACUCCUUAAUUGUGAUGUUUAGUUGGCUUGCUUUAUCUGAAAUGUUUUCUACAAAAACUUUGUGUUGAUGUAAACCAGUGUUAAUAUUGGGCUAGAGACACUUCAUGCACUCGCCUAUCGGUUUUAAAAACAGUGGGCUGAGAGAGGAGGUGGCAAGUUUUCAAAUGAAAUGGUAACAUUUCUGGCGCCUGGUUCAGUUCUCUUGACACUAAGUUAUGUCUUACGUAGGAGCCUGGCAUUAGGCUGUUCUUGUGCCUGGCACCAAGUAGUAAAUUAUAAGAAAUUUUGCUUCCCUGUCCCUUUUAUCAUGGCACAUUUCCUGUCAGAGGUACGGUGAAGGCUUUUGAGAUCUGUUGGGAGCACAUUUUGAUUAUGCAGCCACACAGAUACCUUCAUCUUGGUCCAUGCUGACUGAAAAACUUUCUGUUCUAUAGCUCCCUUCUUUUACACAAACACACUGCUGUUUCCAGACAAACCAUGCUACUGCUGCAUUUAGUCCAGCAUUUUAGGGUCCCAAUAGUGUGAUGUGACUUCGUCGUAGACGUUAGUGUUUCCAUUUCUCCCACACUAGAAUAUAGAGCAAUAUCUUGCAUAGUAUCACACUUCCCAUGUUUUCAAGACAGCCUGUACUUAAAAUUGGUCCAUCUGUUGUUCUGAUAGAUGUAAACUUGCCUCUUUCAGUCCAUUUGUGUCAAGAACUAAAACUGUGAACAUCUCUCUAAUAUUGGUGGGUGUUAACUGAAAUAAAGGUUUAUUUUCAUGCUCUUUUUAAAAAAUGUCAUGAAAACAUCUUAGCAUGAAUCCAUUUAGAUGAAAGCGCCUCUUUUAGUAUCUGUCCCAAAUGCUCUAAAUCCUUUGGUGGUGGUGGUGAUGCUCUGGCACUCCCACUGCUAUCAAUGGACUUUGUGUUGAAAAAAUGGCUUCUUCCCUUGAAUAGUUCCAGUAUUUCCUGUUAGUGAGUUUUAUCCUCAGUUACUUCCUGUCCUUUUACUUGCUGUUUGUGCCAGACAGAGGACUAGAUCUUAUAUCUGAACACAUUUUUAAAAAGGAUGGGUUAGGACAGAAAAAGUUGCAUCUUUAGUGUUGGAGGCACAUGGGCAGAAGCAUAUGACUUGAAUUGGUUAUAAAUAUAAUUAUUUAAAGAUUUGUGCAUGAAAGUUCAUCUUCAGUUUUUUGACACUGCUCCUGAUAGGAAAACAGAGAGAAAUAAAUGCAAGUGUUGGCCUUAUGGGAAAGAAUGAGAGCUAUUCCAAGGAAAAUUAAAGAAAAAGAAAUCUGUGUGGAUAUAUGGUGUUUGCACCUGUUAAUUUCAAAGAUCACUAUAAAUACUGUCUUAUAAUA